Molecule: messenger RNA, 942 nt
Organism: Suncus etruscus (white-toothed pygmy shrew)
Lineage: Eukaryota; Metazoa; Chordata; Mammalia; Eulipotyphla; Soricidae
Product: olfactory receptor 7D4-like
Exons: 1
Coding region: 4-942 (312 amino acids)
Biological process (GO): G protein-coupled receptor signaling pathway
Cellular component (GO): membrane
Molecular function (GO): G protein-coupled receptor activity; olfactory receptor activity
Source: RefSeq, a predicted model, not a curated record
UCCAUGGAAGCAGAAAACCAGACAGAAGCAUCACAGUUUCUACUCCUGGGACUCUCCGAAGAUCUGGACAUGCAACCUGUCCUCUUUUGCAUGUUCCUGUCCAUGUAUCUGGUCACUGUUCUGGGGAACCUGCUCAUCAUCCUGGCCAGCAUAUCUGAUCCUCACCUUCACACCCCCAUGUACUUCUUCCUCUCCAACCUGUCAUUUGUGGACAUCUGCUUCAUCUCCACCACCAUCCCCAAGAUGCUGGUGAACAUUCAGACUCAGAGCAAAACCAUCUCCUACAUCGGCUGCCUCACUCAGGUCUACUUUUUCAUGGUAUUUGCUGGAAUGGACAAUUGUCUCUUGACCGUGAUGGCCUAUGACCGCUUUGUGGCCAUCUGCCACCCCCUGCACUACACAGUCAUCAUGAACCCUCAGCUUUGUGGACUGCUGGUUCUUUCGAGUUGGCUUGUCAUUUCCUUAGUUGACCUGUUUCAUAUACUUCUGAUGGCACGACUGACUUUCUGCAUGGACACUGAAAUCCCACAUUUCUUCUGUGAACUAGCUCAGGUGCUCAAAGCAGCCUGCUCAGACACCUUCAUAGAUCAUGCUGCCAUGUAUGUGUCCGUUGCCUUACUGGUGAUGAUUCCUCUUAGUGGAAUUCUGUAUUCUUACUCUCAGAUCAUCUCCUCCUUAGUACGCAUGUCCUCCAGUAAGGGCAAGUACAAAGCCUUCUCCACCUGCAGUUCUCACCUCUAUGUGGUCUCCUUGUUCUAUGGCACAGGCCUGGGUGUCUACCUGAGUUCUACAGCCACUCGUGUUUCUGAGAAAAAUGCAAUUGCCUCUGUGAUGUAUACGGUGGUCACCCCCAUGCUGAACCCCUUCAUCUACAGUCUGAGAAACAGGGAUGUCAAAGGGGCUUUAGGGAGGCUCCUCAGCCGAGCAAUCUCUUGUCAGUGA